UGUCUAUCUCAUUCCCGGGUAAAAUAAACAGAGAUAGCAACAUAAUCCGUGCAAAACUAACGCUGAAAAAUAGGGAGAGAUUGCAAAAAUUAAUUUUAGUUGUUUUGAGCUCAGCGUCCAGUCAGGGUCAGCAGGCAGGAAAUACUAAAUUCUGUGAUAUAAUAAGUUCUAUAUAUUUAAAAAUAAAUCGUCAUGGGUGUAGCUGUACCGCCUGGUGAUGUAGAAAAAGGCAAGAAACUGUUCGUACAAAGAUGUUCCCAAUGCCAUACCGUAGAAGCUGGCGGUAAGCACAAAGUUGGCCCCAACUUAAGCGGACUUUUCGGUAGGAAAACUGGCCAAGCGGCAGGUUUCGCUUAUACCGAUGCUAACAAAGCUAAAGGUAUUACAUGGGGUAAGGAAACCUUAUUCGAAUACCUAGAAAACCCCAAGAAAUACAUCCCUGGUACCAAAAUGGUAUUUGCUGGACUCAAAAAGCCUCAAGAACGUGCUGAUCUCAUUGCCUACCUUGAAGCUUCGACAAAAUAAUUGAAUUAAAAAAAAAAUCUACAAUAAUAGAAUUAUUGUAGAUUUUCCAAAAUUAUUGCUAAUUCAAAAGUAGUAUUUCAAUGUGUACCAGAAAGGACAAGUUUUGAUCAUCGGUGUCGUUGCAUUGUCUUUGUACAAAUUAGCCAAUUUCUUUUUAAUUUUAAGUAUUUAAAUAACAACAAUUAAAUUAUUUUCCCGUUUUUAUUUUUAAGGCAAACAUCAUGUACAAUAUGUAUUAAUUGUUUCAAUGUCCAAUCGGCUGGAAUAAAACAAAAACCGUGUUAUUUAUUGCAA
Molecule: messenger RNA, 819 nt
Organism: Ceutorhynchus assimilis (cabbage seed weevil)
Lineage: Eukaryota; Metazoa; Arthropoda; Insecta; Coleoptera; Curculionidae
Source: the annotation of a GenBank genome assembly